Molecule: messenger RNA, 699 nt
Organism: Daldinia decipiens
Lineage: Eukaryota; Fungi; Ascomycota; Sordariomycetes; Xylariales; Hypoxylaceae
Exons: 1
Coding region: 207-605 (132 amino acids)
Source: RefSeq, a predicted model, not a curated record
CUCCGGUCGAAGAAUCGCGAAGUUAUAGAAUUCGACGAAGAUAAAUAGAUGUUCGUCUGCUAUUUAGAUAUCAUAACCAUCAACUUCAGUAACAUCCUGAAUUUCAUCAACAUUCGCAACUUCAUCUACCUCCUCGACUUUAUUAAUACCCUUCACUUUAUCGACAUUCUCGACUUCACCAACUUUGCCAUAUUACAUCCAUCAAGAUGAAGUCCUUCACCGUUGCUACCAUUGCCGCCGCCCUCGUCUCCUCCGCCGCGGCUCUGCCCAAGGAACCUUCAUUCGCCAAGGUCAACCUAGUCGCAAUUAACCGCCCCAUCAGCGGCGAGUGGUCCGAGAAGCGAGUCACCGUCGACCUCGCGACUCUCAGCCACCAGGAGAACCUUCCAAUCACCGGCCUGGCAAUCGAGAGCGUCUAUAUCACUGCGCCCCCGGCCCCGGGCCUGUCCGCCAUCGGCGUAGCUGAUAUCACCUGCCAGCGCUACAAGGACCAGUUCGGAGUCCAGCGGGGCAGCGCCGCCUUCACCAGCUCGGUGAACGCAUCCAUCAGCACCAACUCUGUCGACUUCGGCUAUGUUCUUUGCUACGCAAAUCCCACCGCCUAGUUUGGAGGUUGAUCAAUUAGGAGAAGACGUGCAGACAUAGGUCCGACUCCAGCCUUGGGGGUAAACGGAAGGGUAUAAUGUUAAUGGGUUAUUA